AUGCCCUAUCCCCAUCAACUCGGAUUUCAAGAUGCUACCUCCCCUAUUAUAGAGGAACUGCUAUACUUUCACGACCACACACUAAUAAUCGUAUUCCUAAUCAGCUCACUAGUGCUCUACACUAUCUCCACCAUGCUCAGCACAAAACUAACCCACACUAACACUAUAAACGCCCAAGAAAUUGAAAUGGUAUGAACCAUCCUACCCGCCAUAAUCCUCAUUCUAAUUGCACUGCCCUCCCUACGAAUCCUAUAUAUAAUUGAUGAAGUCAACGACCCAUCACUAACAGUAAAGACCCUAGGUCAUCAAUGAUACUGAAGCUACGAGUAUACAGACUACGAAGAACUUUGCUUCGACUCUUACAUAGUACCAAGCACGGAUUUAAAACCAGGAGAACUACGACUUCUUGAAGUAGACAAUCGAGUUGUCCUCCCAAUAAAAACCCCCGUACGAAUACUGAUUUCAUCUGAAGACGUACUACACUCAUGAGCCAUUCCAUCCUUAGGAUUAAAAACAGACGCAGUCCCAGGACGUCUAAAUCAAACAACCCUUAUAUCUUCACGGCCUGGGCUAUUUUACGGUCAAUGUUCCGAAAUCUGUGGAUCAAACCACAGUUUCAUACCCAUUGUAAUCGAAAUAGUGCCCCUAAAAACAUUCGAAAGCUGAUCAUCAUCAAUAACAUAA
Molecule: messenger RNA, 684 nt
Organism: Heterocephalus glaber (naked mole-rat)
Lineage: Eukaryota; Metazoa; Chordata; Mammalia; Rodentia; Bathyergidae
Source: the annotation of a RefSeq genome assembly